This is a messenger RNA of Pelobates fuscus (common spadefoot toad), 1231 nucleotides long. RefSeq names its product THUMP domain containing 1 (gene THUMPD1). The record is from RefSeq and is a predicted model, not a curated record. Gene Ontology annotation, molecular function: RNA binding. Lineage: Eukaryota; Metazoa; Chordata; Amphibia; Anura; Pelobatidae. The transcript is spliced from 4 exons. Gene Ontology annotation, biological process: tRNA modification. The coding region runs from base 97 to 966 and encodes 289 amino acids.
UCAUCACGAGGCGACCGGCGCGACACGUGGGUAUCCUGUAGCUGUUUGUGUGCAGAGCUCAGGUUUCCAUCCACUGAUUGUGUACCCUCAUUAACCAUGAGCUCCGAGGGACAGAAGGGCAAGAAGAGGGGGAAAUCCCAAUAUGUGGGGAAUGCAAAGAGGCAAAGGGGCUGCAGGCAGCUGGAGGUGGGCAUGCAGGGGAUCCUCAUCACUUGUAACAUGAACGAGAGGAAAUGUGUAGGGGAAGCAUACAGCCUUCUUAAUGAAUACGGGGAGCAGUUGUAUGGAGCAGAGAAGUUACACGAGGAUCGUGAUGGUGCAUCUGAAAGCGAGGAUGAUGAUGAUGUGGAGGCAGCUCUAAAGAAAGAAGUUGCUGAAAUUCGCACGUCAACAGAAAAAAACCUGCGCAGAUUCCAGUCUGUAGACAGUGGCGCCAACAAUGUUGUUUUCAUUCGGACCCUGAAUGUGGAACCCGAGAAGUUGGUGCAUCACAUUCUAAAAGACAUGUAUACUACCAAAAAGAAGAAGACUAGGGUCAUCCUCCGGAUGCUGCCCGUGUCUGGCACUUGUAAAGCUUUCCCUGAAGAUCUCCGGAAGUAUGCUGAGAAGUUUUUUGAACUGUGGUUUAAGGCUCCCAAUAAAGGAACCUUUCAAAUUGUAUAUAAAGCUCGCAACAACAAUCACAUGAACAGGGAUGAUGUUAUCAAGGACCUGGCAGGCAUUGUUGGAAGCCAGAACCCAGAGAACAAAGUGGAUCUGAAUAACCCAGAGUACACCAUUGUGGUGGAAAUAAUAAAAAAUAUUUGCUGCCUGAGUGUCGUGAAGGAUUACAUCCUCUUCAGGAAAUAUAAUCUGCAGGAGGUGGUGAAAAGCAACAAAGAGGAAACUUCACCAAAUCCGGCCACCACGGCUACAGAGAAAAAUGACGAAGAAACUAAGGAAGAACCAAAGACUGCCGAUGCCUAGUGCAAUACAUGGGACAGUUGGCUGCAGAGCUUGGCCGAGCGUGGAUGCCUGCGGCUUAGAAGAAUCCAGAUAUGGCGGAUUUUGAAGCAUAGUUUGACAUGAGUUUCUCUUUAUUCCCUUUGGAAACCACUAAGCAGAAAUACAACUUCUCCUAAAUUACCUUAUUUCAAAUUUUUCUGUUUUUGCAGGUUAUCUACUGACUGUCAGAGGUCAGAAAUUUCCAUACAUUUCACUUCCAUCUGUAAUAUGAUAGGAAAAAGUUUUU